Molecule: messenger RNA, 4483 nt
Organism: Hemibagrus wyckioides
Lineage: Eukaryota; Metazoa; Chordata; Actinopteri; Siluriformes; Bagridae
Gene: ncapd3
Product: non-SMC condensin II complex, subunit D3
Exons: 35
Coding region: 53-4288 (1411 amino acids)
Biological process (GO): meiotic chromosome condensation; mitotic chromosome condensation
Cellular component (GO): condensed chromosome, centromeric region; condensin complex
Molecular function (GO): histone binding
Source: RefSeq, a predicted model, not a curated record
GGUGCGUGCCGGGAGAAGGGUCUAGAGUUUGGCGCGCGGAUUCGAAGGUAAAAUGGAGCUGCUGCGCGCGAUACAGCUGCUGAAGUUAGAUGCUGUAUCUACAGUCUGGGUGGAUGUGGUGUGGGAUUGCGAGUUCACGGACGCCGAGCCUCUCGACUCCUCUAUCGAAGAGGAAAUCAAAGAAGACCUGAAUGUAUUUAAGAAGGUCUACAAGCAGCUGCUGCCCUUCUCCGCCGAAGACGACAGCACUCAGAGCGUCUGGAAGCUGUUCGGAGAAAACGGCGUGUCGGUGAAGUCCCUGGUGGCCGUGCUGGCCUGCUUCAUCCUCGGCGCCAAAGCCAAAUCGUCCAGCGCAGAGCAGAGACGUCACAGCCUGCAGGCGGCAUCGCUCUAUCUGCUGCUUCUCCGAAUCCCAGGCAGCGUAGCCAAUAAAGUCUUCCAUCAGAUCCUGUUCGACACAUGCCUGGACGUGGUGCUGAAGUGCUGGCCGAAGAGCUCGGGGAAGAAACGCAAGAAGGAUACGCUGAAGAGUUUGCAGGGCGACAGCAAGAGCGGGAAACGGGCCAAACCUCCAAAGAAAGUCUCGGAGGAGAUGGAGAUCGAUGAGGAGGAUGAGGAUGAAGAAGGCGAGGAGGUGUAUUUUUCAGCUCAGGAUCUGUUGGGGAUGCGCGAGGACGUGGUCGGACUCGUCCGGACGCUGCUCCAGCUGCUGGAGAAGUUUUCGCUCAGGGACAAACCGCAGAGUGCCGAUAGCUGCGUGAGGUUAUUCACCGAACUCACCAACUUCGAGCCAGUCAUCGGAGAGCUGUCCUUCUCUGAGAAACGUGACGUGAACAAACUGCAGAGCCUUCCUGAACUCGCCUUCCAUGGCCUCUGGCUGCUCUGCUCCUCCAAUCACGGUGAAGGAAACGAGUGUCGCCGGCGUGUCUUCCACCAAAUGCUGUACGUCAUUCUGAUGAUGAAGAAGGAGAGAGCUAAGCCCAGUCUCCUCGCCCCGUCGCAGGCCGUCUGCAACGCCAGAGACCAGGCCAUCCUCUUCAUCAGCCAUCUUGUGGACGAACAGACCGAGGCCACGUUGCCCCUGCUGAAGAUCCUCAUACAGCACAUCUGUCACCAGAUGGUGGAGAAGGCAGAAUAUCGUACUAGCGGUGCUCAAGCUAUCGGGAAGCUGGUGACUAAGAUGCCGUGCGAGAAUUAUGCCACUUUUGUCAAGUGGCUUUAUAACUAUUCUUUAAAUAUCAGGGUGGCGUUCCGCAUGUUCGCUCUGGACGUAGCCAUGGUGCUGCUAGCGCAGGAGGAACGUGAGGCUGACGAGACGCUCGAAGCGGAUCUGGCUGGAUACCUCUCUCACCGUUUCCUGGUGCGCAGCGUGGUGUACGGACGCCGUUCUGACGUCUCGCCAACGGUCAGAGCGCACGCCAUGCACUGCCUCGCCCAGUGCCUAGAGCUGCCCAGUCACAACGCCACCAAGUGGAUUCACGAGCUCUUCUCUUCCUCAUCCACUACUGGCUCACAGACCACAAUGGAGACCGGACGCUCCGAGCAGACUCUAAAAAGACGGGAGACGGUGCAAAAAACAGCCCUGACCUUCCGCACCAUCGAGCUGACCAAGCACAAGAGCACGAGUCACCACAGCACAGACGACGGCAUGAGCCGCGACGCUACCGAUAUCGAGUAUCAGGAAACCUUGGCUCUGUUCAAACAGCGUGUGAGUGACCCCAAAACCAACGUCAGGAAAUGUGCCCUCGAGACUAUAAUGAGCCUCCUGAAGCACGGCGUGAUCACAUGUAGUCCGGAGAAUCUGGCCAUCCUCUCCGAGCGCUGUCGAGACCCAGCUGUAUCCGUGAAGAAGAAAGCCAUGCAGUGUCUCAUGGAUCUCCUCACAGCACUACCCGACAGCACAGAGGUGCAGGAGGCGUGGCUGAGGGGCGUGGUUCCUGCAGUGAUGGACUCGGAGAGUUCCGUACAGGAGAAAGCUCUCGAGUGCCUCAACGACAAAAUCAUCACUCACAUCAAAAGUCACGGAAGCUAUCGCCAUGACAACGCCUCCCAGACAGUGGCCUGGGACCUGCUGAGGCUAAUGUGUGAUAAGUGUCAGGAUCUCGGGCGAUACUUCAGUAAGGCGUUCAGUGUGUGGUCGAGACAGGAGAAGUUUUCCACUUUGUUGGUGAACAGUCUGAUCUGGCACACGGAGCGUGAACAGGCCCCAGCCGCGUGGCUGCUGCUGGCCAAAGUGGCCGGCUGCUGCACUAAGCUUAACCUGGGCACAAUUCUGGAGGCCUGGGAUCACACAUUCAGGUCUCCGGUUGGUGAUGUGGCUACAACUUGCCACAUUCUGACUGUCCUUGGUCACACUGCAGAUAAUAUCAAUGAUGAAAGUAAAAGCAGGAUCAUCGAUGAUCUGAUGGCUUGGCUGAAGGGCUUCAAUCUACCCCUGGAGGUGAUCAGCGCCAGCGUGGACGCUAUGUUCAGUCUCGGACAAUCCGACAACAUCAAGGACACCAUGAACUUCCUGAACCAGUUCUGUGGAGAGCUGGUGUCUGUGUGUGAGGAGUACCUGUCCACCGUCCUCUUAAACGAGAGAGGGGCAGAGAAUCUAAAUGAGGAUCUGCUGGUGAAACACCUGUACACUCUGGGCGUGGCCUCUCUACACUGCCCUGCCAAAGUGCAAAAGCGAGUCUUCCUCCUGGUUCAGUCCAUUCUCACCACCUCUGAGCAACCUAUGGCUGGAGAAGGUGCAGAGUUACCAGCCAGUCAGCCUCUCUCUCAGUUUAAGCCGUCCUCCAUGCCGACAGUGGUACGAGCUCACGCAGUCAUCACGCUAGGUAAGCUGUGCCUGCAGCACGAGGGGCUGAUGGCGCGCUACAUUCCUGCAUUUGCACGCGAGCUUGAGGUUGGCACCGAGUUAGCGGUGCGCAGCAACGUGGUCGUGGUGCUGUGUGAUCUGUGCGUGCGCUACCCCAACACGCUGAGCCGGUACAUCAACAACAUCUCAGCCUGCCUCAGAGACACAGAGGCGCUCAUCAGAGAGCAGAGCCUCAUCAUGCUCACCAAUCUGCUGCAGGAGGAGUUUGUCAAAUGGAAAGGAUCUCUGUUCUUCCGAUUCGCGGCCGUCCUGGUGGACCCAGAUCCCUCCAUUGCAGACCUCUGCGAGUACUGCCUGGUGGACCUGCUGCUGAAGAAGAACCCGCUGAUGUUCUCUCAGCACUUCAUCGAGUGCAUCUUCCACUUCAACGCCUACGAGAAGCACAAGAAGUACAACAGGUUCCCACAGACAGAGAGUGAGAAAACCAGGUUUUCUCUCAAAGGCCAGAAGAACCAGGGCAAACGAUUCAGAAUCUACAGAUUCCUCCUGAAACACUUCACAGACGAGCAGCGUUUUAAUAUUACCUCCAGAAUCAGCCAGGACGUUCUUGCGUGCUUCGUGGACUCGGAGCUGCCUUUAGAUUCCGAAGGCGCCGAGCUGCUGGCUGACGUGUUCGACGUCCUGUCAUUGAAGGAGAUCAAGCUGACCGCCAUGAGUGGCCCUUCACCCAACGACGACGUACCCGACGACGAGAUGGCUGCCGCUAAAGCCGUCCUGCAGAAAAAGCUCGUCUCUCAGGUGCAGAAAAAGAACUUUGUGGAGAACAUGAUCCCCAUGGUCAUCGCCUUGAAGAACAUGCUGGAGGAGAAACGCUCGCCCGUGCUCAAACACCUCAUGGCCUACCUGCAGGUGACCAUGCAGGACUAUCGCUCUGAGGUGAAGGAGGUCUUUGCAGCAGAUGAGCAGCUGGCUGCAGAAGUGGAGUACAACCUGAAGAUGUUUGAGAAACAAAAAGAGCAGGAGCAGCAGGAGUUGGAGCAGCGGCUUAGCAGUUUCACUCUGUCACCCAGAAAUAAUGGUAGCAGCGCUGCGUCUCCAGCUCCAGGUGUCAGAACCACACCUCUGCCUCCUCAGUCUGCACAGAGACCCGCAAACACACCACAAAAUGCAGACACACUCAGGCGGCGUACCUUCGCUGGAAUUCUGACCCCUGUUGGACAGAGACCUUCCCGCAGUGCCAUGAGUUCAGGACCUGCAAAAGGAGUUUAUGACGGGAGAGCGAUCAGUACUCCACAGGAGAGCAUGAAUGAAGUGACCUUUGGCGAGCAAUUUAGUGCCAUCUGCUACGACGGAGCUGCUGGCAAGAGCAGCGAGAACGUCCUCCAUCUGAUGUCACCUGAGCACGAAGCUCCAGCACCAAGGCAGUGGAACGUACAGUCUCCGGUCGUGAGGAAAAGCCGGAGCAAGAGACGGCAGAUAUGAACAUGCGUUUAUAUCGCACAAUAAUUUCAAAUAAUCUUUGUCUGUGUAUCUGUUUUUAUCGCAACGUUAUCAUCUGUAUGUCAGUUUUUCUACAAUGUUUUCUGUGUGUGUGUAUGUAUAUAUAAAGGAAUAAACUGGUAAAGGAACUCUCGGUUUUUCUAUGUCUGUUAUAACUGUAACUUUUGACGUUAAUAA